CGGUACAAGAAAGAAGCACAUUCUAAUCUUACUCGUAAGCUUUAUCCAAUACUGAAGUCGACAAGGACCACAAGUUCACAGCAGCACAAACUACAAAAGCGAUAGGCGAAAACCAAAGGCCAAAGCCAAGCCCCACGGUCGCCGCCUAAUCCUGAUUCCUGCAUCUUUUGAGAACACUCUCACGGUUCAGUAGUCCACUCCACAUCACAUUGCGUCUUGCUUUUCUAUACUCUACUUUUUAUCUCAUCUCACCUCAUCUCAUUUUUUCCAUCAUCACCAUUUUCAAUCUUCAUCUUCCUUCCGCCAUUUUUAAUCUUAUAUUUUCUCUCUCUAUACUUCGCAAACAUGCUGGUCGUCCUUACUUCCUCUGCUCCGCCUGUUCUCGAACUCUUCAAAGAUAGGGUUUCGUCCUCUUUUUCUACUUCUUCGUCUUCUUCUACUUUCGCGUUUACUGUUGUUCUUCGUCGCAAUUCGUUCGGUGUAAGAAAGUCUUCGUUGCUUUGUUGUUGCUCUUCUAAGCUUAAAUUUAUGGCGGAUAAUAAAUCGGUUGAUGAUGAGAAAGAUAAGAUUGCUUUCAACAGAGAAAAUGAGAAAGAUAAUUAUGGCUUUCAUUCUCGCGCUUUUGUUGAUGUUCGUUAUGCUCAAGACCUGAUUUCUGUAAUGAGAAGAGAAUCUGAUUUUGGAAAGUUGCCUAGAAAUGUUGCAUCUACUAUGGAGGAAGUUUUUCACAACUACCGUAGUGCAGUUCAUUUAAGUGGAAUUUCUCACCCGGAUGAGGUUGUGCUCUCAAACAUGGGUGCUAUGCUGGAUCUUGUAUUAUUGGAUAUGGAGGACCCUUUUGUAUUUCAGCCCCAUCAUAAAGCUGUUCGAGAGCCUGUGGACUAUUAUUUGUUUGGUCAGAAUUACAUUCGAGCAUUGAUUGAUUUUGGAAAUUCAUUUGUUGGAAAUAUUACCCUUUUUCAUGAGAUGGAGGAGAAGCUUCGACAGGGGCAUAACAUUGUCUUCAUGUCUAACCAUCAAACUGAAGCAGAUCCUGCUGUUAUUGCAUUGCUACUGGAAAAGACAAACCCAUACAUUGCAGAAAAUAUGAUUUAUGUAGCAGGUGAUCGAGUUGUAACUGAUCCUCUUUGCAAGCCCUUUAGCAUGGGAAGGAAUCUUCUUUGUGUUUAUUCUAAGAAGCACAUGCAUGAUGAUCCGGAGCUUAUUGACAUGAAGAAAAGAGCAAAUACAAGAAGCUUAAAAGAGUUGGUCUUACUUUUAAGAGGUGGUUCGAAAAUAAUUUGGAUUGCACCCAGUGGUGGAAGAGACCGUCCAGAUGCUGUCACUGGUGAAUGGUAUCCAGCGACUUUUGAUAUCCCUUCAGUGGAUAACAUGCGAAGACUUGUACAACAUGCUGGUGUACCCGGACACAUCUAUCCAUUAGCAUUGUUGUGCCACAACAUUAUGCCCCCUCCUGCUAAGGUUGAAAAAGAAAUUGGGGAGAGAAGAAUGAUAUCUUAUCACGGAGUUGGGUUAUCUGUGGCACCUGAGAUUAAUGACUAUGAUCUCUCUCUUGAUGGCAAGAAUGAGGAAGAGGCUAAGUCAGCUUAUACACACGCAUUGUAUAAUUCUGUGACCGAACAAUAUGAAGUCCUUAAAGCUGCUAUACAUGGAAAAGAAGGUUUGGCUGCAUCAACACCAACUGUCUGUCUGUCACAACCUUGGAUCUGUUGACACUAGUGGCAUUUUGCUUAUAGGUUAAUAAUUGUAUACUGCUAGAGAACUCGUAGCUUACCAUUUUGCUUUCAUCAUUCUUACAAGCUUUAGAGCUGCAAUUUUGAGUGCUCUUUACGUUUAUCGGGUAAUUUGUUCCUUUUUUGUGGGGGUUUCGGAAGGUGGUUGAAGUUAUCAACAUUCCGAUUUUUGCUGGGUUUUAUUCUUCGUAGAUUUUGGCUCUCUGAAGAGAUAGUAAGUCUCAUGCUUUCAGAGGCUUUUUGUACAGCAUUUUUUUUUCUUACCAUGUAAAUGUACACUAUCAUACGAUUACAUUGUUGUACUAAUAAUAGUUUUAAUAUAUUUAAGUAAUAUGUUUUUCUUGA
Messenger RNA from Amaranthus tricolor (Joseph's coat), 2078 nucleotides. RefSeq names its product glycerol-3-phosphate acyltransferase, chloroplastic. The coding region runs from base 346 to 1713 and encodes 455 amino acids. The transcript has 13 exons. Gene Ontology annotation, biological process: glycerophospholipid metabolic process. The record is from RefSeq and is a predicted model, not a curated record. NCBI's taxonomy places the organism in Eukaryota, Viridiplantae, Streptophyta, Magnoliopsida, Caryophyllales, Amaranthaceae. Gene Ontology annotation, molecular function: glycerol-3-phosphate O-acyltransferase activity.